This is a messenger RNA of Osmia lignaria (orchard mason bee), 6448 nucleotides long. RefSeq names its product neural cell adhesion molecule 2. Lineage: Eukaryota; Metazoa; Arthropoda; Insecta; Hymenoptera; Megachilidae. The record is from RefSeq and is a predicted model, not a curated record. Gene Ontology annotation, molecular function: protein binding.
GAUGAGUUUAUGAUUGCCUUGGCUAGUAAAUAGCCAUUUUCAGUUCAUAAUAACAGUCUUUUCUUCGAUUCAUGGAUAAAGAAGAAACAAAUUUUGAAAUUCUGAAGUAGAGAUCCAAAGCCAAAUCAGUCUACUACAGUAGUACAAUUAGGGUGAAGGGGUGGAGGGUCAUAAGGUCCAGUAGAUUCAUCUUCCGUAUUAACUCUCGAACGGCGGACCAUGUAGAGAGCCCUAAUUUUAAUUUAAUCCCCGUCUCUUCUAUUGGACAAUUAUGGUUGCAUUAUUGGUCAAAUAGAUACCAUUUUGCAUCCAAAAUGGUAAUUACGAUGGUUCGUUGAAAAAUCAGCCAUCAUCGCAUUAAUUCACGAAGACAAUUGAGAAUUUCGAGCAUUGUAAAUGUGUAUUUUGAACUUAACCCCUUUCUUAGGCCCUGCUCCAGGAACUUAUUGCGGAAGCAAUAAACUUCUUUUGCGGGCAUCCCAUUGUCUACUUUUCCGAGCUUUUAGUAACCUCGUUGUAACUAUGACGAACGUGGCAUUUCCUAUCUUAUUCAACGAAUCCCUUUGUAACCGAUUCAAGAGAUUAUAAUCGGGAAUAAGAAGUCCUUCCCGAUCCUUUUAAGUUCUUAGUUAACGCGAUCAAGUUUUCGAGUCGGAAUUUAAAUUGUUAUUUGCAUCUAAAUUAAAUAUGCACCCUCCCCUAUUCUAAGAUUCUAAGGUAUCAAGAUUUGAAAAUUGCAAAAUUUCAAAAUACUGAGAUUUUAGGGUUCUAAAACUGUAAAAUUGCAAAAUUAUAAAAUUACGAAGUUGUAAAACUCUGAUAAACCGUAGACUCUCCAUUCCGGGCAGUUUAAUAUAAAAUAGUUCGUGACAAUGUAAAUAUUUUCUCAUUUAAAAUAAAAUAGGAAUGACGUGUUCGGUUAACAUAAUUCAGUAAGUAAAGUUUACCAGUUUAUCACAGCUGUUCCGCUAACUUAAUUACCAAGGUGAUAAAAACGUUAUUUCGUUUGUUCCGACGGAAAACGUAGAAGCGACAAAAGCGGAGAAAGUGUGAGUCUGCGAUACAUAUUUAUGAAAAUGUUCAUUUGAAAGUUCUCCAUUAAAAUGGAGAACCGUUUUCAAUUGCUGGCUGUAAACUUUUAUUUUUUUCGCUUUUCGUUUGAGUAACGGCUAACUUUCAGUCAGAAAUAUUGCAACAUUUCGGGACAUAGAAAUUUGCCUCUGUCACUUCCCCAUUGUUUGCCUAACAAAAAGGGAUGAAACUCAGAAAAAUCAGUAGAGCUUAUUUCCGGUACAUAAUUGGAAUUUUGUACAGUAACGAGCAUUGGUAGGCUUGUACAUAGAAGUUUUAAGAUUUCAAAAAUCCAUGAUUCAUCGAGAAAUCAUUUCACGCUUCGUGCAUUAAUCGAUAGGGUAGCAAAACUUUCCCGAUUCAUUGUAAAUAAUUGAUAAUCGGCUCCUCGAAACGUUCCUCGCUAAUCUACCAAAUAAUGAAUUCUCACACCAAUUUCUAACAUUUGUCUGUUCGUCGAAGGGUUGAACAAGGGGGUAGUCUGUAGUGAUCACAUACCGGCGUGGAGGGGAUAUGAAAAGUGGUCGGAGAAUGCUUUAAGCUGCCGCCGGAGGGUGGCGAAAUCGCACGAAACGUACCGAGCUGAACCGAAAGCUGCGUUGCCCCUGUCAGUAGGCCUGCCGCAACGCAGCAGUGAGCGCGCCUUCUACUUUCCGUAGAGAUCGCGCGCUUCUUCGUCGGAAUCCCAUCGAUAUUCCCAAUGAUUUUCACUAAUCUUCACUCUCUACAUUCUUUCUCUUCGUUCUAACUAAAAUAAACCAAUAUUAUCCAUCAUUAAAUUCCAUUCGUGUAUCAUCAACUGAAAGUGUCUGACGUUGAAGUUAAAAUCGUGAUCCAGAUAGUUUGUGUGCUUUUGUCAUUUCGUGAAACAUAGUUGUAUCAACUGUUGCUCCUAGUAAACUUUCAAUCAACUACAGUGAACAAAAAUUGGUCCAAUUUAAAUAUAAUUCAUAAUCAAGUGAUUAUUCACAAGUUGAUAUCUCUGUCUUCGCUGGAAGACACUCGGUUUAAUGAAUGAAAAUGAAACAAUCUCACUGGCGUAUGAAAAAUCCGAGAUAUCUUCAAACUUGACGACGAUUAAGGUGAUACUUUAACUCCAUGGGAUCGAUGAAUAACUCCGUCGCGUUAUGGUGCACCAUGAAAGGACUCUGACGAUACAUGGUACGAUGAUACCAUCCGACGUACCCUGAUGAUAUCGGUUAGGUGUUGGGGUUCGUCUAUUUCCAGCGUCCAACUUCCACGUCCUACGACUUUAUCCUGAAAAAUAGCUGCGUUACGUCAUUAUCGAUGACGGGUAGGCGCAAAGUGUAGCCGUGUAUGAAGGAAAACGUUAAUGGACCGUGGAUCGUGCAUACGAUUAGCCGAUCGAGUAGCUCCAUUAAUAACCGUGCAAGACGCUUUAUAGACUCAGGCAAACGGUUUAAAAAGGACGAGAACCCUCGGUUGGAGGCGCAUUCUCGUUCGUUCGUUUCGUCAAUGAACUCCGAUGUCUGUUAAACGCGCGGUACCUGUGGGUGUGUGAUUAUUCGUCGGAUUAUUCUCGAGGAUCCAGCUGUUACUCGUGUCGAGGAUAGAGUAGUCGAGUGUGUUGUGAAGUUUACACGACGACGUGUCAGGUCGGAUAGACCGGAAUCCCAGAAGACGUAGAGAAUCGGUUCGGAAGUGGAGUUUCAAGCUAUCGGAGAACUAAAUUCAUUGAAACUUAUCAGCUAUCUCGGCCAACUUGCUACCCCGCCAACAGGAUAUCCGAAGGGGAGAGAGAGAGGGCCAGGAAUCGUCUAUUCGCUCACAGCCAGACACAGUCGGCGAGGAUGAAGGGGUUGCUAUUCCUGAUGAGCAUGAUGGCUCGGUUUGUCGCGGCGGAAGUUUUCCUCGGCAACGUCGAUGAGCCGAUCCCGAUGUCAAACGUGUCGGCUGUGGUUGGCUUGAAAGCUGUAAUACCUUGCAACAUUGAUCCAUUGAGAAAAAGCGAAGCGGUUAGCAUGGUUUUUUGGUACAAAGACAAGAGGGAUGGCGAACCAAUAUGCAGCUUGGAUGCUCGCGGCAGAUCGAUAGCUCAGGCGAGGUUCUGGUCAGAUCCAUACGUGUUCGGUAAAAGGGCGACCAUGAGGACGAACGUGGAAUCUGUGAAAUUGGAAAUCAAUCCUUUGGAAGCAACCGAUGCAGGGCUGUAUAGAUGCAGGAUGGAUUACAAAAAUAGUCCGACGAGAAAUCACAAGGUUAACCUCACAGUGAUAGUGCCGCCAAACAAACCGGUGAUUUACACCGGGGUUGGUAGAACUUUGGCCAAUAUGCUGCAACCCUUCAAUGAGGGCAGCGACUUGUUCUUACUAUGCGAAGUAAUAGGGGGUUCACCGCCGCCGAAGGUUACGUGGCAUUUUCAGGAGAAAAUAUUAGAUGAUACGUAUAAACUAGAACAUGGAAGCAUCACGAUAAAUGGUCUUCAUAUCAGCAAAAUAAGUAGGGAUUUCCUGAGGGCUAAAUUAAUCUGUCAGGCGAACAACACGCAUCUUGUUCCAGCAUUGACGUCUGAGAUUGUUUUAGAUAUUAAUUUAAAGCCACUAAUAGUGAAUAUCACAAACAAGCGAGCACAUUUAUCGGCGCUAAGAACGUACGAAAUUGAAUGCGUCAGUUCGGGUUCCAGACCGGAAGCUGUGAUCACAUGGUGGAAGGGAAACCACCAGGUGAAACACAUGGCUAGAAAUUUUGCAGAUAGUCCGAACAUUACGAGAAGUAUUUUAAGUUACGUACCUACUAUGGAGGACGAUGGAAAAUAUCUGACUUGUCGGGCAGAGAAUCCAGUUGUACCUGACAGCGCGCUGGAAGACAGAUGGCGGCUGCUAGUUUAUUAUGCACCAAUAGUGACAAUCAAGCUAGGUUCGAGCCUAAAAGCGAACGAUAUAAAUGAGGGGGACGACGUGUACUUCGAAUGCGACAUACAAGCGAAUCCGAAGGCGUACAAGCUGGUAUGGUACAAAGACAGCAAGGAGUUGCAUCAGAAUGCGACUGCUGGAAUUUUUCUUCCUAGCGGGCAAUCACUAGUUUUGCAAAGCGUGACUAGAAAUUCCGCCGGUGAAUAUUCCUGUAUGGCAGCCAAUGUCGAAGGGAAAUCAAUCAGUAAGCCUGUUACUCUCGAAGUAUUAUACGCACCGAUCUGCAAGGAAGGUUCGUCGACUCAAGUGGUCGGUGCUUUAAAGCACGAGACGAUCUCGUUGGUAUGUGGCGUACAAUCGAAACCACCGCCCACUACUUUCCACUGGACCUUCAAUAAUUCCGGGGAGCUGAUGAAUGUGCCUGCCAAUAGAUUUACACAUGUCAAACCUCUGAGUCUGAUCACUAGCCACUGGCACGGGUCCAGGCUGAAUUACACUCCGGCGAACGACAUGGACUACGGAACGGUCGCUUGCUGGGCGAAAAAUCGGAUAGGGGUGCAAAAGACGCCGUGUGUUUUUCAGAUCAUCGUUGCCGGGAAACCGUAUCCCUUGCAAAAUUGUACGGCACUUCAGUCGACCGGACCCUAUGCGUAUCGAAUGGGUCACGAGGACUUUAAAGCCACCGACUCGAGAGACGCUGACUGGUUGAUUGUCAAAUGCUCGGAGGGAUUUGAUGGCGGUUUGCCCUUGACUAAUUACGAAUUGGAGGUCUAUAGCGAGGAGAACGUUAAUCACGUCAAUAUCAUCUACUUGAACCGCACAGAGAGAUCCAGUUCAUCUGGUCCGGUUUUCGAAGUUCCUGGAUUAGAACCCGGUCGUAACUAUAGGCUACAUCUCUAUGCAGUCAAUGCCAAAGGACGUAGUGACCCUGUUGUCCUUGAACCAGUCACGCUGAAGGGAGUCGCUAUGUAUACCACUGGACGCGAAACUUCGGAGGAGAGCACGGACUAUAGCCUUUUGGUUGCUUGUUUCGCCGGGGGUGUAACAGCCGUCUGCAUCCUGGUCGUCGGUGUAACUCUGACCUUGUAUCGUCGCAGCCAUCCGAUGCAAUCGAUGAAAACUCACACGGAAAUGGUGCAACACGGGAACAAAGAGGGCAGGGUGGUGAUAACCCCUGUGAGUAAAGAAUCGAGGGAGAAGAUGAAGGGGUCGAUCCCGGUCGACGCGGGGGACGACGACCCGGAUGUUAUUCCAAACAAGGUUGACAAAAGACCGGAUAUCUUCGAGCCGAAUUAUGGGACCACGAAACCGGAAAGGACGAAAGACUUCGGUCGUUUGGAGGAGCUUGAUUAUCCGUCGCCAUCAUCGGUGCUACAUACUAAGAACUCGUGGGUAUAUCCAAAUGGCUACACGGAGAAGGCGGAGAAGAGUCUGAGCCCUUUGCGACCCAGCACACUUCCGGUCCAUCGUAGCCACGAUAUCUAUACGAGAAGUUCUCGAGUCCAAGAAAGUUGUAUAUAAACGGUUUCUCGUUCGACUGAGACUCGUAAAUUGAUGGGUCAAUCUAUUGCUUCAUUGCUCUCAUCGGAUUGUGUUGUGGCAGGUGUGCUGUAUAAAAUCGAAGGGAUGUUUUGUAAUGGAUUUAUUAGUAGAACUACCUGGCAAACCCUUUCCUUGAUCAUGGGCUGGUUAAAGUGACGUCAGAGAAUAUUAUACGAGGUUUGUGUAAAAAAUUAUUUCAUUUUCAUAGAUAAUAAUUUUCAAUCGAUUUAUUAUAAAAUCAAAUAACAAUUUUUCAUUGAUUCCAUUUAAAUCAAUAACUUUUGCUAAGGAAUGGAUAUUUGAUUGAAAACCAGCAAGAAAUUAAUUACUGAUGUCUCUAAUGAGAAGUGCAGGUAAUACUAAUCAAAUAAUCAUUACUUGUGUUCUAAUCAUUCAAGUAAUAAUUCAUUAGAUUAAAAUUUCUUUAAAAAAACAUAAGCCCAAUAAAAUUUGAGAAAUAAAAUGAACAAUGCUGAAUUCGAUUAAAUCUCCAAGUAAAUGACAAAGUGUCUCACAUCACCCUUUUCACGUCAAAUUACGAUUGAUUCAUGCCAAAAGCAUCAAACACAAUUAAAGAUGUUUGUAAAUAGACAAUAAAUAUCUUUAAGAUUUCCCCGCUGAGCUAUCAAAGUUUCGAUCUUAUUUUUCACCAGGACUAAUUAAUCGUAAGUAGAUAUAAGUAAAGGAGUGUCAGAUUCAUCAUCACGAACGACUCGAUUUACGACGUUUGUACAUAGACAAUAAAAUUUCCUUCCUUAAAUGUUCGUCUCCUUGUCAGAAUCUUCCCGUACUUCCAGCCUCAUUGUGGUCUCGUGUCGAUUAUUUCUUUAAUGAGGAUAAUUGGUGUCUUGUAAGAGUGUGCGUGUUUCAUUCGCGAACGCGUUACCACGUCGCGUUGAAACUCUUAAUGAGCAUGUAAACGUUUGUAUAUAUGGAUAAAUAAACCUUGUUGUUUAAUAAUU